AUGUCGAAAUACGAAAACACAGGAAUUACCAUCUCAUCAAUAAUUAUUCUUCAUGGGUUAUCAUCAGUCACACCUGUACAUGUAAAGAGUGUUUUGAAAAGUUCUCGAGCGAAAAAUGAACGACCACCAAUAACGAGACAAGAGAAUCAAUUUGGAAAUAAAUCCGUGAAUUUUCACGAACAAGUAGAAGUUAAAUUACGAACACCAACGCCCAAUUCUCGACAUGAUCUACAAGUAUCGAAUCCUUUUCGAUCACAUUCCUCCACAAAUGAUGCUGACAACGAUGAUUCGUCUUCCCUUGGCACGUCGAUUCCAUCGCCAGAUGAAAUUCAUCAUCCUGUUCUGCAACGAAAUCAUCCGAAUACUUUUUGGCAUAAGAAUAACUCAGUCACUAUUUUACCUACGGAUGAAUAUGGUUUAGAUCAUCCAGACGUUUAUGCCUCACAAACAUCGAUCAAUGCUCCAGGAAGAACAUUUCGAAUACGACGCCGUGUUCAAUCUGUAGAACCUAAACCAUCUGAAACUAUCCUUCCAGUGGCGUCAACUCAUCGGCCAAAGGUACAAUCGGCGUCUUUUUCUGUUCAACGACCAUUACCGAAUACGAAUGCUGUGCUUGUCGAACAUCGUACGCCAAUGUCGAGUAUGGAUUCAGCACCUCAACCAGCGUACUAUGCGUUUACUCGACGACCAGUCGAUAACACGCGUUCCAGAAGGACAAAGAAUUCUACUAUUGAUGAGAAAUGA
Molecule: messenger RNA, 744 nt
Organism: Adineta ricciae
Lineage: Eukaryota; Metazoa; Rotifera; Eurotatoria; Adinetida; Adinetidae
Source: the annotation of a GenBank genome assembly